Yamadazyma tenuis ATCC 10573 is the source of this 711-nucleotide messenger RNA. The record is from RefSeq and is a predicted model, not a curated record. Lineage: Eukaryota; Fungi; Ascomycota; Pichiomycetes; Serinales; Debaryomycetaceae.
UAAUUAACUACGUUUAAAAACAUAAUAUGUCUGACAACGAACAAGAACAACAUUCAAUCGACGAACAGUCCCCCGUCAACACUCACGAUGAACCAAUGGGUGAAGAGGCUGCUCCAGCCUUGGAAUCCCGUAAGGUUUUCGUGAGACCUUUGGACUAUCAAACUCCAACUGAAGAAAUCGAAGAAUUCUUUGCUCCAGCUGGUGCCAUCGCCGAAGUGCAAAUGAUGAGAGGUUAUGCUUUCGUCUCUUUCGAAGAAGAUGGUGCUGCUCAAAAAGCUGUUGAUGAAUUCAACAACACCGAUUUCCAUGGACAACCAUUGAUUGUUGAAUUGGCCCGUGAAAGAAAAGAAGAUACCAGAGGAAAAUACAGAGUUAAGGUUACCAACUUGCCUGAUGGAACUGCUUGGCAAGACUUCAAGGAUUUUGUCAGAGACAAGACGGGUACUACCCCAACCUUUGCUAAGGUUUACAGAGACUACGAUUCUGGUGAGGUUAUUGGUGCCUUAGAAUUCGGCGCUAGAGACGAAUUGGAAGGUGCUAUUCCAGUGUUAAAUGGAUCUGAAUUCCAAGGUGCUACUGUGGAUGCUGAAGAAGAUACUUCUCCAUUUAUUCCACCUCCAAGAAGAGGCGGAAGAGGAGGUUUCGGUGGCCGUGGUGGUUUCAGAGGUGACUUUGGCGGUAGAGGCGGUGGCUUCAGAGGUGGCCGUGGUG